AACACCAUGGCUGUCGCUAUUGCACUCUGGAGCAUCGUGCUCAAGCCCGGUCAAAAAGAGGUUGUCCAACCCGCUGGGGACCUUCGUAUCACGAACGUCGCGCUGGGUGACCAACUGGACGACGAGAACGCCCGGACAUCUGUGAAGUUCACCUUCAGCAAGCCUGUGCAGGUGGACGAGGAUGAAGAGGAAGAGGAGGAGGAGGAAACUUCCUUGACCUCCACGAUCCUUGCCUCCCUCACUCCUGGCAAGAUCGAGCAGGCGAACCUGAACCUUGUCCUCGAAGAAGACGGCGACUACCUCUUUGAGGCAGUUGGAAAGAACACCAUCUAUCUGACCGGAAACUACAUCGACCAGAUUCCCCCGGACCAGCCUCCAUAUGGGGAAGAUGACUCUGAACUUGAUGACGAAGAAGACGACUAUGACCUUCGUGAAGUCUCUUCCGACGUCGAGAUGGAUCCCGAAGAUAUCAUCGAAGAGGACGGCCGCUUUGAGGAGCUCGAAGAUUCCCCUGAGCCCGAGCCGGAAUCAAAAAAGCGUCAACGCGCGGAUGAGGCGGACACCGCGGCUGAGGGCACGCUUAGCAAGGCCCAGAAGAAGAAGCUGAAGAAGCUGAAAACGGCCAACGGCGAGGCCGUGCCGACUGGAGACGAGAAGCCGGCGCCGAAAGAGGAGAAGAAGGAGGAGACCACGAAGCAGGAGGGCGAGAAGAAGGAGAAGGGUGAUAAGAAGAAGGGAAAGAAACCAAAUCUCGGCGAGAUGAAGGAGCUCGACGGUGGCCUCAAAUACCAGGAUGCGGUCGUCGGUACCGGCAAAGUUGCCAAGCCUGGGUCCCGCGUCAGCAUGCGUUACAUUGGUAAGCUCGACAACGGAAAGGUCUUCGAUUCAAACACGAAGGGAAAGCCUUUCGACUUCAAUCUCGGUGCGGGCGAGGUCAUCAAAGGCUGGGACCUCGGUAUUGCCGGUAUGCAAGUCGGUGGACAAAGGCUCCUCGUCAUCCCGCCGAAGCUCGCGUAUGGUAAGAAGAAGAUGGGCAACGACAUUCCUCCCAACUCGACAUUGACGUUUGAGGUCAAGCUUCUCAACGUUAAAUGAUUCUCGAUUAAGCACCUGAGACUCUUCGCUUCCGUCAACUUUCAUUCCAUUCAUCACGUCACUGUCAAUCUAGAAAAACCCUGCCUGUUUUCAUCUCUACUUGCUAGCCACUUGUUAUACGCUUUGAUCUUCCACCGUCACGUUCGUCGAAAUCAUAUGCAUUACACCGUCGAACCAUCGACC
Punctularia strigosozonata HHB-11173 SS5 is the source of this 1278-nucleotide messenger RNA. RefSeq lists its product as uncharacterized. Gene Ontology annotation, molecular function: macrolide binding; peptidyl-prolyl cis-trans isomerase activity. The transcript is spliced from 8 exons. NCBI's taxonomy places the organism in Eukaryota, Fungi, Basidiomycota, Agaricomycetes, Corticiales, Punctulariaceae. Gene Ontology annotation, cellular component: nucleolus; chromatin. Bases 7 to 1095 code for a protein of 362 amino acids. The record is from RefSeq and is a predicted model, not a curated record.